Messenger RNA from Pyricularia grisea, 880 nucleotides. RefSeq lists its product as uncharacterized. Lineage: Eukaryota; Fungi; Ascomycota; Sordariomycetes; Magnaporthales; Pyriculariaceae. The record is from RefSeq and is a predicted model, not a curated record. The coding region runs from base 197 to 514 and encodes 105 amino acids. The transcript has 4 exons.
GUAGCAAGCUCGGUACCAUUCGAGCAGGUGAGUGGACAAGAGCUUCGUUUCACUACCACCCGCUGAUUGCAACUUAAAAGCUUCCUAGGUAGAUUUCAAAGCUCGUAAGUGGAGUGGGCUUGUUUCUCUCAGCAAAACCACCGGUGCAUACCUUACUUAUCAACGAAAACGAGCACAAAAUCUCCCCAAGGCCGCCAUGAACAUCAACGACCUGAACAACAGUGGGUCCUCGUCCGCGGACCAGACCGCGUCCAUGUCCGCAGCCGCCGCGUAUGCAGCCGCCCAGGGCGACGCCGCCGCAGCGAAGCAGAUUGCGUCGGGUCAGUGGAGCACCAAACGGAUGCAGGAGGAGUUCGACCAUGCCAAGGCCGGGCUCGUCCACAAAGACUUCAAGCCCACCGACUAUCCCGAUCCGCUGCGGCCACGCCACAGCUUCAAGAAUCCGUACGCAGGCAAAUAUCCACAGGAUACCGAGAAACAGUUGAAGGAAUUUCUGAACAGGGUCGAUGCAUAAGCGGUAAACUUUGGUGGACCAAAAUAUGAAAGGGUUCCUCACGUUCAGGAAUGUUGGCUGGUGGAAGCCCGGGUUAUGGUUGAGUGCCCGCUGUAGGGCUGGGCAUAGCAGACGGGCUCGAGAGUCCGACGACGACAUGAUAAUAUUGGCGUUAUGGAGUUUCAAGGGACUGUUGUGGUGUUCUAUAGCAUGAUUGCAUAUACACCACAUUUGUUGAUUGCGUCUUGUUGUUUAUUCACCUCGGAGUUGCGCUGUUUACUUGAGCUUCAAGAGCCUCACCAAGAUUUCUCUCCCUUCACUAUCACUUAAUACCUAGAGAGCACACAGCUAAUACCAUUGAGCUUGCGAGACUCUGCUCACUUUCCA